UAUCAACUUCCAAUGUCUGCACUUUUGAUACGUUGUUAACCUUAACCUUUUGGCGAAUAAUAUAAAGGUGGGCCGCAGUUUGAGUUCAAUUAUUGUACUUGUUGGGUGUAUCGAAUAUAGAAGACGAUAAAUAGCUCCGAAAAUGAAUCGCACACUUAUUGUGGCACUUUUCUGCGUAAUACUUGCCCUCCAGACCAUGGGUCACAAAAGCGUGGACGAGUACCAUGAAGACUCCAAACAUUACGAUUCAUAUGAACAAGACCACGGCCAUGGGCAUCAUCACGAUCACGAAGAUGGUUACGAACAUGGCCACGAACAUGGUCAUGAACAUGGUCACGAACAUGAUCAUGAUCAUGAACAUGGACACCAUCAUGGACACGGUGAAGAUUCGUAUGGUUACGGCGAAUAUGAGAAUGGCGGGCACGGUCACCAUCAUUACGAUGACAAGGACCAUUAUAAAAAGUGAUAGAUCGCACGACUGUCGUUUGUAUUAUUUUAGUGUGUGGUUAACGUGUUUGUCAAUUGCUUUUAAUAUGUACAUAAAUGUCUUAUCAAAAUAAAUCAUUAUAUGCAGUAAAA
Photinus pyralis (common eastern firefly) is the source of this 579-nucleotide messenger RNA. Its product is annotated as zinc transporter SLC39A7-like. Bases 143 to 466 code for a protein of 107 amino acids. Lineage: Eukaryota; Metazoa; Arthropoda; Insecta; Coleoptera; Lampyridae. The transcript has 2 exons. The record is from RefSeq and is a predicted model, not a curated record.